Molecule: messenger RNA, 1062 nt
Organism: Emiliania huxleyi CCMP1516
Lineage: Eukaryota; Haptophyta; Isochrysidales; Noelaerhabdaceae
Exons: 1
Coding region: 1-1062 (353 amino acids)
Cellular component (GO): plasma membrane
Source: RefSeq, a predicted model, not a curated record
AUGCGAGCGAGUGGCCGCGAAGCUGCCGGCUUCGUAAAGGACCGAGCGGCUGGGCUAGCGGUCGCCGGCAGUCUGGGUUUUGCUGCGGAGCUAGCAGCCAAGCGGCUCACGAACGGCGCGAUCUCUCCGCUCCUGUACGCCACAGCCUUUGGCAUCGUGAUCGGCAACGUGCUGCGCAUCAACGAUCCGGAGCUCAAGUCGCUCUCGAGCACGGCCGUCGGAAUGAAGUUUGCAAAGCAGCGGCUGCUGCGCGCGGGGAUAAUCCUGUACGGCGCAAAGAUAACCUUUGCCAAAAUCCUGGGCAUCGGCCUUCCCGGCCUCCUGACAGAUCUCUACGUCGUCGCCUCCACCCUCACGUUUGGCUUCGCGCUCGGGAGGGCGCUGGGGCUGUCGGAAGCGCUCGUCACGCUCAUCUCGACCGGCUCGGCCAUCUGCGGCUGCUCGGCGGUGGCGGCGACGCAGCCCAUCAUCAACGCGGAGGCGCACGAGGUGGCCGCCGCCGUGGGCGUGGUCGUCCUCUGUGGCACCUCUGCAAUGUUCUCGUACCCGCUCAUGUUCAAGCUGCUGCCCGCGCUGGCCGCCGACCCGCGGCUGAUGGGCAUCUACACCGGCUCGACGGUGCAUGAGCUUGCGGGUGUGGUGGCAGCGGGCAACGCGAUGGGAGCCGAGGUCGCCUCGACAGCGGUGGUCACCAAGCUGCUGCGGGUCUUCCUGCUCGAGCCGUGGAUCAUUGCCCUGUACUACUUGGGCAUUGGCCAGUCCAAGGCCCGCGCCGGCAGCAGCUCCGCCAAGGCCGGCAAGGGCGUGCCGUGGUUUGCAUUCGGCUUUAUCGGCGUCGCCACCGUCAACUCGGUCUGGGGCAUCGCGCCAGCGCUGCAGCGGGCAUUCACCACGCUCUCCGCCUGCUUUCUCGGCUCGGCCAUGGCGGCGCUCGGGCUGGACACCGACCUGGUCAAGGUGAAGUCGCUCGGGUGGAAGCCGAUCGUGCUCGCGCUCGCUCUGUGGGCCAACCUGCUCGGGAUGGGGCUGCUCGUGUCGAGGGCUCUCGUGGGUGGGCUGUAG